CCAUUCGACGCCGCAAACAAAAUGGCUCUGAUUUUUGCAGACUAAUAAAAGUUGAAGUUUUUGCCAUAUUCCCAAUGCUUUAGUGGGCGAAACGCAGAUGCAAUCAGACCAAGUGGCGAGUGCGCGAGUGCUGCGUGGGUGAAGAUGGAAGCUGGGCUCCGGAAAACCGCAGUAGAGCUCCACAAAGUGAAAAAUCAGGCAGCCGACUUUUUGACCAAUUGUGGAAUAGGAUACGAAAACUAGUUCUCACGCACACACACACCCAAAACCUGCUGAAGACGCAAGCUGUCGCACAAAAAAGACGUCUUCUGCGACCAAAAUGGAGGGCAUGGAUUUGUGGACGUCGAUGUUCUCCGCGGAUUUCGAGGAGGGCGGGGAGGCGGAACUGGAGGACAGCGAGCAGUAUGGCAAUGGCAAUGGCAAUGACGACUUUCCGGGCGACUCGGAGAUCCUGGAAGCAGGCGAUGCCAUAGAUGACCUGCUGGAUGGCGAAGAGGACGACAGGGAGGAGGAGGAGGAGACCUACGAGGGUGGCACCAAGGGACCAAAACAACCCGAUCCCGACGACGAUGCCCUCUUUGACUUCGACAUGGAGCCCAUUGUAAGCAUAUCGGAGUCACAGCCACCGGUUUUGGCUCCUGCAGGAGCAAUGGGUGUCCAAGUGCGUCCUCCCAUGCAGCGUCACUCGCAGCCCGGAACUAUGGGUCGUCCCAGAUUGGGACCGGGACUCUCAGUGCGGCCCACCACCUCACAGAUCAAUGCCACGGAUGAAAACGGGGUGCCCAUUAACUACGAGCUGGGCGUGGUCUACAUAUGCCCCGCCUGCGGUGGUGAGUUCCGGCAACAGGACCACUGGAAGCGGCACAUGAACCACAUCCACAAAUAUAACACGCUGCGUGGCUUGAACUUCUCGCCGCUGGACAAGCUGUAUCAGCGCUGCAGGGAGUGCAACAAGCGGAUCGCCAUGCACAGUCGCGAAAACCUGCUGAAGCACAAGUUUACCCACCUGCCUUUCAGGUGCACCAAGUGCUACAUCUGCAAGCGGGAGUACAAAUACAGGCAAGAUCUAAUGGUGCACCUGCGCAUGGUGCACUGCGACGAAGUGGUGGCCAUGAUGCGGGAGGGAUACAAUGCGGCUGGCCGAAAGACACGCGUGCGGGAAUCGCGCACUGAGCAGCUGCAGCGGGAGAAGAGCUUUCGCGGUGAUAGUGACUUCGUGGAUGACUCUGAUCGCAUAGAGGUGCGGAAUGAACUGCUCGAGCCGGAUGCCGAUGAGUCUGGCGCUGUGGAGCAGUCAUUGCCCGAGGAGGUUGCCAAGAAAAAGGCUCCUGGCUGUCGAGGAGCAGCCGAGCUGUGCGAGGAUUACAUCCACUACAUGUGCCCCGAUUGCGGCACCGAGUGCGACACCCACGCCCAGUGGAGCCAGCACAUCGAGUUCGUCCACGACUAUGUCAGCCGGCGGGGACUUAAUUUCCGGAGCGUAGACAUGCAGAUGCAGUGCCUCGAGUGCAAGAAGAUUGUGACUCCCAACACCAUCAAAUCGCUGCGCGCCCACAAAUUCAGCCAUUUAUCGCACCCUGAGUGGCUGCGAUGCAAACUUUGCUACAAGGGAUUCAAGGAUCAUCAAGAAGUGGUGAGGCAUCUGCUGCAGCAGCACCAUAUGGAUACGCUGAUGUCAGAGGAGGCCGAGGAGGAGGAGGACGCUCCCAACGCCAUGAUGAUGAAUGAGGAUGAAUGUUUCGAGGACAAUGGAAACGUCGAAGGAAACGGCGCCGUCUUGGACGAGGAUUCUCCCUAUUUUGAAGACGCACCUAGACGUGGCGGUCGCAUCAGCAGCGAUGACAUCUACGAGCCUCACAUCGACUACCUCUGUCCGCAGUGCGGCAAGGAGUUCAUCGAAAAGAAACACUGGCGCACCCACGUCGUUAUGGCGCACAACAUGAACGAUCUGUCCAAGCUGAACUUCGAGAUGAUCAACGAGCGGCAGCUGAAGUGCACGGAGUGCGAGAAGAUCAUCACGAAUGCUUAUGGCAUCCAGAAUGCCCAGCAGCACAGGAUCACUCAUCUGCCGUUCAAGGCGUAUGCCAGGUGCCGCAAGUGCCACAAGUCCUACACGGACAGAAAGGGACUUGUGAAGCAUCUGGCUACCUAUCAUCGCGUUGGUUGUGGGCCACGAAAGUCCGCGGGCGGAGUUGGCGGCCCUGCCCUGAUGCCCACUCCCACCAAGCCACCUCGCAAGCAGAUCGUCACGAUCGCCAAUGAAACGUACGAGAUAAUCUACUUGGACGACGUGGAGCAAGGCGGCGGCUUGGAGGAGGACAACGACUUUGGCGAACAAAUGCAGGCGGAUGAGGAGGAUUACCCUGUUGCGCCGCCCGCACCACCACCACCGCCGCCGGCGCCAUUGCCGUCAUUGUCGCAAGGCAACCAUCAUCGCUACAAAUGCGUCCACUGCGGCACACUCUUCCCCACCCAGGCGGCCGUGCGGGUUCACAUAAGCGAGAAGCGCUGCCGGAAGACAGUGGGCAGGAGGCAUAGGCAGGCAACGGCCAACGCGGACCCAUCCAUUCCCACCGUGGAACAAAACUACAUCUUCCUCUGUCCCUCUUGCGGCAUGGAGUACAAGACGCAGUUCGAGUGGCGGCGCCACAUCAACGAGGUUCACAACUUCGACAAGCGGCAGUAUCUUAACAUGCGGCAAUUGGACAAAUAUCGCUACCAGUGCACCCAGUGCAAGGACAUUGUGUGCAACUCGAAGCUGAAGGGCUUGCAGGACCACCACUUCCGCCACCUGCCCUACCGACUGUACCUCAAGUGCCUGAUCUGCGGCACCUGCUACAAUCACAAGCCGAACAUAGCGGCGCAUUUGAGGGCCCGCCACAGCAUCUUCGACAGGGAGACGCCGGUGAUGGUCACCAAGCCGAAGCAUGUGUUUGGCCGCUACAAGGACGCCAGUAGGGAGAAGCCCAGAGUGCCAUCUCCCACGCCGCCGCCAGCGUCCUCUCCACCCGGAUGCUCCUCCUCUGCAGCGUCGGCAGCCUCCUCUGCGAUCGUUCGCUCUCUUAAGCCGCAACCCGGCGGACUGCCCACUCGACCCGCUGGUCUCAACACCCUGGAGGACAGCAUCUCGUACCACAAUGCCGUGGACUUGGACUUCAUCACGUACUUCUGCCCCAAGUGCAACCAGAACUUUGACUCGCACGCCUUCUGGCGCAAGCACAUCGUGGAGCAGCACAACUUUAACAGCCGCGAGGGCCUCAACUUCCGGCAGAUCGACAACCAUCACUACCUAUGCCUGGAGUGCUACAAGCGGGUGACCGUGACCCACACCAAGGGAGCCAUAGGGCAGCUGCAGUCGCACAAGUUCCGCCAUCUGCCGCAUCGAUCCUUCAAGUGUUUAACCUGCGACGGCGAGUUUGUGCGCAAGCAAAUGUUCUUUAAGCACCUCAAUCGCGACACCAAUCGGUGUGACAAUCGCCCGCACCGGGACUUGGAAGAGGAGGAGCCGGAUCAGGAGACGCAGCUACGCUCCAUCUACCACAUGGCUUGUCCGCAGUGCGGCGACAACUUUACAACCCGCAACAAGAAGCAGUGGCGCGAGCACAUCAACGACUACCACGGUCUGGCCAAACUGGACCUGUUGCACAUGAGCAAAGUGGGCGAGGACCUCUUCCGCUGCCAGGACUGUGACGAGGAGCUGCAGACGAAGCGACAGUGGGUGCUGCAGUUCCACCGUUUCCAGCACCUGCCCCACGCGGCCUACAUCCGUUGCAAACUCUGUAAGCAGAGCGGCGAUGAGGGUUCAGCAGAAUCAGUAGCGGCAAGUGGAUUUCACAGCCUCCGUGAGCUGCAACAGCACCUCCGGAAGCACCAUCCAACAGUGGGCGAAAGCGAGAUGAUAUUGCUUCGCGAGCAGAUCGUCCUGGAGGAGAAGGAGCAGGAGGACGCAACGGAACUGCCCGCAAACGAAGACAAUCAGGCUGGUCAGGAUUCGGGACCGUAUAUGCCGCUGCCGCCGCACUUAUUGGAUGAUGAGGACGAAUUCGAGGAUCAUUAUCUGCUGGGCUAGGGUCACAAGAUUUUUUUCGAUUUCUUCGGCAACAAAUCCUAGUGGCAGAAUGUAAUCUUUAGAAAUUAUUUUUAUUUACUAAACGGAAUCUCAAAAAGCCACGAAAUUAGUGGAUUAAAGAGAACUAGUACCACUAUAACGUUAUAUUUUUGUCGUUAUUUUUAAAACUUUUUUUUAACUGUGUACCUUUUUUGUUGAUGGUACCUUAUUAAAGCAAGAUCUAGUUAAGUUUUACUUUUUGAGAACCCCAUUUUAAGGUUUUUGCUCUUAGGAAAAUAUAUUUACUUGCCAACAUUAUUGUCUCAACAAAAGCUUACGCCUAACAAAAUUGUAGACAUUUUAAAUGUACAGAUAAAAUAGGAAAAAAAUCAAAAAUAAUCACAUUUGUCUACCGUCUUUCAGGAAAUAGUGCCAAACUCAAAUUUAAUUUCCAUUUUGAGAAUAUAUUGAUUUCUCUUCUGCACCCCGAAAAGAUUUAUUUAAAAAGACAAAGAUUACAAGUUGCCACUCAGAUUUAUCAGUUUCUUAUAUCCCACAAAUCGAAUUAACCUUAAUACUCGUCCAUAACACCUGUACUUCCAGUGGUAUGCAUAAUCUGAUAGUCGCCCUUAAGGGCUGCCCUUUCAUGAGAUUACCCAUAGAUAAAGCCUAACUCCUAUUGUGGACUCUUAGCUAUAGGUUAACUUUAGGCCACACUUUUAAAUUAGUAGACUUAAGUACCUAAGCUAUUUAUUUCCCAGCCUAAUCUUUAUGAAAAUAACCUGAUAUUAUCAAAAUUAAAAUAAAAGAAAAAACUUUAAAUACA
This is a messenger RNA of Drosophila elegans, 4874 nucleotides long. Its product is annotated as zinc finger protein Xfin. Lineage: Eukaryota; Metazoa; Arthropoda; Insecta; Diptera; Drosophilidae. The coding region runs from base 320 to 4069 and encodes 1249 amino acids. Gene Ontology annotation, biological process: regulation of transcription by RNA polymerase II. The record is from RefSeq and is a predicted model, not a curated record. Gene Ontology annotation, cellular component: chromosome. Gene Ontology annotation, molecular function: chromatin insulator sequence binding. The transcript is spliced from 3 exons.